Molecule: messenger RNA, 2615 nt
Organism: Ornithorhynchus anatinus (platypus)
Lineage: Eukaryota; Metazoa; Chordata; Mammalia; Monotremata; Ornithorhynchidae
Gene: PARPBP
Product: PARP1 binding protein
Exons: 12
Coding region: 162-1922 (586 amino acids)
Biological process (GO): negative regulation of double-strand break repair via homologous recombination
Cellular component (GO): chromatin
Source: RefSeq, a predicted model, not a curated record
CUGAGGCGGCGGCGUCCGGGCGGCCUGGUCCCACCGGUUCCCACCGGUUCCCACUGGUUCCGACCCGGUUCCGACCUCGUGAGACUUGGCCCUGCCACAACCUAGGCUUCCACUCUGCGUUUGGCUAGGAUGCGAUCAGUCGAUCAAGCGUAUUUACGAGAAUGACUACCCUUCAGGAGUCGGUCUCAGUUAUGAUCCGGAAGUUUAGACGAGGAUGGCGUGGGCUUUGUAACUCUGAGAGGACCACGGUAUGUGGUGCAGACUUCAUGUUGUUGGCCUUGCAGCUUUCCGUGGCGGAGAUCAACAAGCAGCGGUCUGGAGAAUUCACAGCCUCUCUCAGUGAUGUUUUGGCGACUUGGAAGUUCUUACUACAUGAGAAACUAGACCUGCCCUACGAAGACGUGAAAGUACUUGAACAUUAUGGAAAAAUAAAGAAGACUUAUGAUGAUUUUUUGGAGAACAGCAAUAUGCUGGAUCUGAUUGAUGUGUACCAGAAGUGUAGUUUGCUAGCUUCUGAAUGUGAAAAUGAAGAAAUGUCUCCUAUUCAACUGUUGGAUUUUAUUUCUGGAUUGUCUUGUGGAUCAGAGGCUAAUACUAAUGCUUAUGUUAUGUCAUCACCAAGCACCACACACAACCAGGACCAUAUAAAGGUGCAAUUAGCGGUGAAGAAACUUAUCUUUGCCUAUUUAAGCCUCUUGGUGAAUUCAAGGAAUGACUUAGCCUUGGCUCAGAUUCUCAACUUUCCUGAUAGAGGCCUCGGUAGAGAGGCCUUCACGGACCUGAAACACGCUGCUCAGCAGAAACACAUGUCUAUCUUCCUGGUGGCAACGUCCUUUAUUCGAACAAUAGAACUUGGAGGGAAAGGUUAUGCCCCUGUACAGUCUGACCCUUUGCGGACACAUGUAAAGGGACUUUUAAAUUUUGUACAUUUCAUUGAUAAACUGGAAGAAAUUCUAGGAGAAAUUCCAAAUCCAAGAAUUGCAGGAAAUCGAAUACUAUCGAUAAUCAAAAUGCAGUUGAUUAAGGGGAGAAGUCCUGGUGAUCCGUUCUGCUUAGCAGUAGAGGAAGCUGUUCAAGAUUUGGAUUUGAAGAUUGAAAAUAUUGUUAAUUCUCAACAAGAAGACAUGUUGAGCACUUGUGGAAUUAGUCCAGCACGGCCAAAACCACACGCUAUAAACCACGGCACGGCAUACUGUGGUAGAGAUACUGUGAAGGUUUUACUAGUCCUUCUGGAUAAAGAAGCAGCCAGUCCUCCCACCAAAAAUAAAGCUGAACUUUUACACGGUGCUGAAAAUGUAACUUCAUGCUCUGAUAUCUCCAUCUUGACACUUUUCACAUCUCCCGUACAGUCGAGUGGGUCAUCUCUGAAGCCUCUGAGAGAACGUGUUCAAAAGACAAUAGAGAAAGAGAAAAAAGCUAAGUUAAAACAGACUUUAAUUAAGUCACAAUUUGCCUGCACCUAUAAAGAAGACUUGAUGACCAAGAAGAAUGAUAAAUUUGGAAGUAUGAAUCAGUUGCCGACUUCCAUUUACCAAGGAUCAGAACAAGAGUUUUCUCUUGGCUUGGAAAAUGUCCCUCUAUCUGGUGUGAACUCAACUGUUGAAAAAGCGUCACUUGGAAUGAGUUGUGGAAAUGUUGAUCUGAACAGACGUAAAAGGGAAAAAGUAACUAUAAAAUCAAGUUGUCAGUCGCUACACAAGAACUCAAAAGGGGAACAGGUGGAUUUAAAUAGUGAAAACACUUGCUGUGAUAAUGACAAUAAGCCACCUCAAUGUAAUGUCGUUAAGAGAUCUAAAACAUCAAGCAACCCACUGGAUAAACUGUACGGCAAACCAGCUGAAGCAGCAAAAGGCAAGAAACCUACAGCCAGGAAGAAAUUGAUUACUGGCCAGGCAAAGAUAACUUCCUUUUUUAGACUCUAAAUUUUCUCCUGCCUUCCCCAUCCCUACCACAUAUUAAAAUACGAUGCACCUUUGAAAGUUUCAAGUAUAAAGUUCACAGAUCACUUUUACUCUGUUAAAAUUGAAUGGAAAAAAGAAGUCUAUUUUGUUAACUAUCAGUCAAAUAUACCAGGAAGUCAGGGUUGUGCAGAAUUUAUUUUAAUGUACGACAAGACUGUUACAUUUUGAUCACCUAAAGAACAUCUUAAUCAUUUGGUUCAAAAUACAUUAGUUUACUGAGUACACAUCUAUGACAAUACCAAAAUCACAGUAACAUGAGGAUUUCAUUUCACUGGCCACCCCAGGAUUUUGUUUUCUUCAGAGAAGAUGGUAUGGACCAACAGGUAUCAGAUUUGCCAACAAGGUCGGUAGACUCUUCCCAGCAUGCACCUGAGCACUGAAUUGAAAGAAACAAAAACUACCAAAGUUUAAAUUGUUAAAUGGAUUUUACUCUGAUUCUACAGAUUUUCACUCUUCUCAAAGUGAAAUGGCAUGAUUCUAAAUGAAGCAAAAUAUUUAAUAAUUUAAAAGUUUAAUAUUAACAUGGUCUGUAUUUCACUUUAAAUCCUUGUCAGAAUUCUAUUUAAGCUUAUUGUGAUUUUGUUUUUCAUUAUUGUGUACAUUAAAGAUUCAUUGGAAGCAUUAUAUUUGAAAUAAAAUCUAGAUGGAAAAAAA